GUGAACUUUAGGGAGAGGUCAGAUUGAUUACUAAGAGCAGAGACUUUUACUCCUGAAUUACUUCCUGGCAGUAAAUCUGAUUUGUCAGCAGCAAUUGUGAAGAUUUUUCAGAGCAUACAAAAGCAAUUUUAAGGGAUUGGUAUUAAAUUCACAUCUGGUUGUGCAAGCAAGUGUGAAAGAAGGACUUCAAUAAUAUUUUUGUGUCUUAUUGAUUUUAUUUCUUCAAUUGACUUUACUGUGGAUUUCAAUAUGGGUCAUGAAUGUACAAGACUUAUCUUUAAAUCCUGGAGUUGUUAUUUUUACAAUAAAAAAGGGAAAACCCCAAAUAUUCUGGUAACAGAGCGGGAAGAAGUCCCUGUAUUUCUCUGAGAACAUGGGAGGGCGAAAGCCAGGGAAAAGUGUCAUCCGAGGAAAGAAGGGUGUUCCUGGUGCUACAGGCCAUGGCAAGGGUGACUUGGAAAAGGUGUGGAAGCAAAAAGCAAAGCAGGUAUCCCAAGGAUUGUUGGGAUCUGCCAAGAUGAAAAAUACUACUGGAAAGAAGAUAACACCAACCAAGCGAGAUGUCUCUGAGCCAAAAAGACCAAAGAUGAAGCACAGUGGUGCAUACAAGUUCAUGCCAGGAGUACAAAAGCAUGCCAAGGGAAGUGAAUCAGGUGCUGCUAUUGAUUUGCCCUAUCCUCAAGCCAAUUUCAAGCCUGUGGGGACGAAGCCCAUUGAUGCUGCAGCUCACUUGAACCUACUAGGAGAGUCUCUGUGUCUCAUAGGAAGGGGGUUGUUGGAGCAGUCGGGUCGUAUAGCUGUUUCAGGCACUAUGUCUGUAUUGCUGGACUCCUUAUUCUGUGCCAUUUGCCCUCUCAUGUGCCUCACUCAGCAAGUUCCCCAGCUUCAAAGCUCCAUACCUCAAGAAUUAUUAUCUAAGACAUUGGACAAUCUUGCAUACAUCAUGCCUGGCCUCUAAAGAGGCAGUUGUGCUCCAGUGUGGAUGUACCACUGAAUUCAACAUGAAGGAUAGUGGUAUAUCAUCAUAUGUAAAGUGUAUGUUCUUUUUGCCCUCCUUACAGGGAGAGUGCCUGUACCUGAAUUUUUUGGGCUUUUAAUAUGAAUGCUGAUGGUAUGAGAUAUAAAAUGAAUAUCUAGU
Molecule: messenger RNA, 1138 nt
Organism: Darwinula stevensoni
Lineage: Eukaryota; Metazoa; Arthropoda; Ostracoda; Podocopida; Darwinulidae
Source: the annotation of a GenBank genome assembly